This is a messenger RNA of Oncorhynchus gorbuscha (pink salmon), 1806 nucleotides long. It is a transcript of the gene tnfrsf18, whose product is annotated as tumor necrosis factor receptor superfamily, member 18. Bases 5 to 790 code for a protein of 261 amino acids. The transcript is spliced from 7 exons. Gene Ontology annotation, molecular function: antigen binding; CD154 receptor binding; tumor necrosis factor receptor activity. Gene Ontology annotation, cellular component: plasma membrane; CD40 receptor complex; external side of plasma membrane. Lineage: Eukaryota; Metazoa; Chordata; Actinopteri; Salmoniformes; Salmonidae. The record is from RefSeq and is a predicted model, not a curated record. Gene Ontology annotation, biological process: B cell activation; response to type II interferon; positive regulation of angiogenesis.
CAUUAUGGACACUCAAUACAUACAGAUGACAGUCAUAUGGUGUUUUUGGACUAUGGGUUUAGCAGCGGAUCUACGAUGCAAUGAUAUGUAUGAAAAAGAUGGCAGAUGUUGUGAACUUUGUCCACCAGGCACAUUUUUGAAGAAGCACUGCACCACUCAUGCCAAAACCGACUGUGGUGACUGCCCAGCGGACUCCUACUCUGAGUUCAGUGACCGUGUAGAGAACUGUCAACCAUGCCUCAAAUGCCAACAGGUCUAUGCAAGAGCAUGCACCUCAACCGCAAACGCAAACUGUUUGUGUGGCUCUGGUUUCCUGUGCUCAGACCAUGUCUGCUCAAAUUGUGAAAAGGAAAAGAAAUGCCACAAGGGAGAGGAACUGAAGAGAACAGGUUCCAGGGAAUACACUUGGAAAUGUGUCCCAUGUCCUAAUAACACAUACUCUGACACCGAACAGGGUCACUGCAAACCAUUGACACAGUGUGAUACACAUGGAUUUAUUGUGAUCUUCCCUGGGAACAAGACCCAUAACUCAAAAUGUGGUAUACAUGAGCAAGGAAACAAAGAGGACGGGCAUUACAUUCUGGCCAUUGGCUUCUUCUUCUUUGGUGUCGUCCUCUUGGUGUUCCUCACUUAUGCCUGCAUCAGGAGAAUCAGGCACAAGCCUAACGCUAAUAUACAUGGCUUCCCACUGUCAAAAGAGGAGAGUGGAAGCCAGCUCAUCCUGCAGGCUGAAACCAAGGACAAUGCCAGCCAGAUUCUGCUGUCCAUGGCGAGCAUCUCCACUGUGUGAUAUCUUACAUCUGCUUGCAGGAUUGUUUUGACUUCAGGGUAGCAUGUCAGCUAGUCCUGAAUGACCAAAUGCUACUUCUACAAUUUGUUUUGCAGUUAGCCUGCUUUAAUUUCCUUGUCUCUUGUAAUCUUGUUUGUUGCUAUUUCGUGUAUUUGUGCAGUCUUUCAUCAAUACUAAGUAUUAUUUUAUAUAGCUUUCUUAUUUUUUUGCACAAUUAAUACUGUUUUUACUCUUUCUAAAGAAUCCCAACAUUUAGCUUUUUUUAUUUAACCUUUAUUUUUUACAGUUUUUUUUCACAUUAAGAUAACAAUCUAUUUUUCAAGAGAGACCUGGUCCAACAGCUACAGGGGGGACAAAGUUUCAGGCAAAACAUCUUACAACAUUUAACAAAACAUUAAACACACAUACAGUAACACAAUUACAUAUUACAUAAAAAAACACAAAUGUCAUAACUAAAAAACAUCUGUCCUAACGACAAUUACAUUUUAUGAUAUUUACAUCGACCAAGUGUUUAAACUCCACCAACGUGACUAGAUCAUCUAAUUUUAAAAUGUUCAGGAGAUAAUUCCAGGACAACGGAGAUGAGUAACUAAAACUAUUUAGACCAUGAUCUGUUCUAAUUCUUGGUACUGCAAGAAAGCAAAUGAGAAUAGGACCGUAAUCUAUAUUUAUUUGCUGACCUGAUUAAAAAAGAACAGAGAUAGUGACAUUAUACCCAAUAUGGACUUUUAAAUCAGUGUAUACCUGUGUUUAAGACUACGCAAGGUCAAUGACGACCUGCCAACGGCGCAGUAGAGAUCACAAUGACAUGUUAGACGUUUUUGAUUGGUAAUGAACCUGAGGGCCUCAUGAUAUGCUGAAUGAAGUGCUCUCAGGGUAGUAGUUGAGGCCUGUAUAUAUACACAGUACCAGUCAAAAGUUUGGACACACCAACUCAUUCAAAGGUUUUUCUUUACUUUUCUAUUUUCAACAUUGUGGAAUAAAAGUGAAGACAUCAAAUGUAUGAAAUAACACAU